Molecule: messenger RNA, 1386 nt
Organism: Colletotrichum graminicola M1.001
Lineage: Eukaryota; Fungi; Ascomycota; Sordariomycetes; Glomerellales; Glomerellaceae
Exons: 3
Coding region: 1-1386 (461 amino acids)
Source: RefSeq, a predicted model, not a curated record
AUGGACGAAAAGGCCUUAUCCAACGCGACCGCGUAUCAUUGCAAGAGGUCUUGGACGAGGAAGAAGACAUGGGCCACGGCCUUCUUAGGCCUCAGUGGCAUCCUUCUUCUAGGCAGAGACGCUUUGCUGCGCGGUCUAGUUCCAAGGCUAGUAGUACCCUCGCACCAGAGCCAGUUCGCAGCGAUCGCCGUUCCGAGCAACAACAGCGCUCUGGACUUUGAUUGGGACGCGCUCCCCCCGUCGAGAGACCUGGUCUAUGUACCAUGCCUCGACAAGUUCCAAUGCGCGAGGCUGCUUCUUCCCAUGGACUGGACAGCCCCCGAGGAACACUGGCUUGACCACGAGGUCGCAAUCGCCAUAAUCAGACAGCCCGCCAACAUCUCGAUCCUUGACCCUCGUUACGGCGGUGAAGUCUACCUCAAUCCGGGUGGACCAGGAGUACAGGGGAUAAGCUUCUUGUCGGGAGGCUGGAAUGCCAAUCUCUCAUCGGCCAUCAAUGGCAACGAGCCCGAUGGCAAGGUAUUCGACUUCGUCUCCCUCGACCCACGAGGUGUCGGCUUGUCGACCCCGCGGAUCUCGUGCUUCGAGGACCCGAUGGCCCGUCAAUUGUGGCAUCAGCUCGGAUCCGUGUACGACGGCAUCGACGUCUCGGACGGCCUGUUCGACCAGCUGUGGGCGAGGACCCUCUCGCUCAGAAAGGUGUGCGACCCUGGAAACUCAACCUCCAAGGCGUUGGCCCUGAGCACCGUCACGACGCCGUUCGUUGCGCGCGACUUGCUGGCCAUGGUCGAACGGAGUGGCAGGGAGAGGGAGAAGAGGGCAAACGAGGCGCUGGCGCGUGAACAAGGUCCACACGGCACCGCUGUCAUCCCGCAGAGGAUACGUUAUGAACCGGGAAAUGAGCUGCUGCAGGUUUCAGCUACGGGGGCCUUCCUCGGCGGGACCUUUGCAAGUCUCUACCCCGACCGCGUCGGGCGCAUGAUUGUCGAUGGAUGCGGCGACUGGGUCGACAACGCGUCAGGGGAGUUCCACGGCUUCCUCGUCGACACAGACAAGGCGUGGCGCGGGUUCUUCAACCUCUGCCACGACGCCGGGCCGGAGAAGUGCGCUCUGUACGACGAAAGGGGCCCCGGCUUUAUGCAGCAGGCGAUCCACGACGUCCUCAACGACCUCGAGACCAACCCCGUCGUGGUAUCGGAGGAGGGUAUACUGUUUCCCGAGGUCUUUUCGCGAAAGGAUCUUGUCCGGGCGGUGUUCGGCUCCCUGUACCGCCCGUACCGCUCGCAGAACUGGAUCAAGCUUGCCGAGACGCUGGCGGCCCUGGUCAACGGCACGAUCACGCCGGCGGUCGUGUUCCAUCCAUUUGGACACCACUCCGAACAAUGA